GCUCUGCGCAGUGCUGGGCGCCCGCCGAGUGGACCAGGGCUGGUGGAGCUCACAGGAUCACAGCGUCCCGGCCACCCUCGGUCAGAGGGCGUUGUAUCCAGCGAGCAAACGGGCGCCCCGAAGCCUUGCGGAGAGGCAGCUCUGGGCUUUCCCAGGUCUAAAGUCAAUACUGAGACCCCAGAUGUGUCCAGUGACAUCCUGAAGAGGCUAGGGGGUUGAGGAGCCUUAGGGUGUCCACAUAGAGAGCCUGAAACUGACUGAGAGCCAGCGGAUUUGUCAGCUGUCUGAGCUUCUACCAAGUCUUCCCCCACCUCAAUCACUAUUGCUAUGGAGACUACCAAUGGAACUGACACCUGGUACAAGAGCGUGCAUGCUGUACUGAAGGCUCUAAAUGUCACUCUUCACAGCAACUUGCUCUGCCGGCCAGGGCCAGGGCUGGAUUCAGGGCCAGACAACCAGACUGAAAAGCAGCGGGCCAGCCUACUUGGCCGUGAUGACAACUCCUACAUGUACAUUCUCUUUGUCAUGUUUCUAUUUGCUGUCACUGUGGGCAGCCUCGUCCUGGGAUAUACCCGCUCCCACAAAGUGGACAAGCGUAGUGACCCCUAUCAUGUGUACAUCAAGAACCGUGUGUCUAUGAUCUAACACAAGAGGGCCAGGAUGGUGGAAGACUGAGACACCUGGGGAUUGUGUCUGGGGCCUCCAGAACUCUGCUGUGGACUGCAUCAGGUCUCAGUGUCCCUAUCUGUAAGAUCAACAAGAAACAGGGCUAAGGGAGGUCAUCACUGGGGUAGGAGAAUAGGGGCUGGCAGACCAGAGCCUUGUGCAUAAGGAUUUUUUUCCAGAAAAAGAUAGACUUUAUAAACAGUGGGAGCCCGUGAACGAACACAUACAAGUAGCAACAGAUAAUGACCAAUAACUGGUUAAGUGGCUGGAAUAUUGGGGGCCUGGUGGUUGGAGAAAGGAGCAUAAAUUGUAGCAGAGGGAAAUGAGACAGGAAGAUGCUCUGGGGACACAUUUUUUAUGUGUUAUCUUCAAUAGUCAUGAGAAGCAGUGAUGAUUAUCCCAUAUCACAGAUAUGACUUACCACCACCACCCCGCCUCCACUCCCGUGAAGAAAGCAGGGCAAGUGCUAUGCUGCCCAUUUGGGCCUGAAUGAUGCCAUGAUUGGAAACCAGGAACUCUGGUCUCCUUGCCUAGUGCUUUUCAAAAGUUUGUGCCACACAGGAAAGGAUCCAGGCCUGAAGGUCAUACAAUCUGGGGACUCUCUUUAAGGAUUCUAAAAUAGCUUACUUUUGCAAAUAUUACAAAAAUAUACUGCCACAUAAGUAUGUUGCUAGGGCCCUUGCUAAGACCUUAAGAAGGAGCUCAUGUGAGUCAGGACCCCGAAUAUUAUGCCUUGUUAGCUCCAUGAUUCAUGUGCUUCUUGAACCAAGUCACAGGGCACUUCCCAGUCACAUCUCCAGCUAGGGGGACUAAACUACCUCCAAAUCAGCCUCUUUGGUUUUGAGUGAGCUCUGUGAGAAAUUUUCUUUUCUUUUUUAAAACAGUCUCUCUAUGUUACCCAGGCUGGAGUGCAGCUACCCCAUCUUGGCUCACUGCAACCCCCGCCUCCCAGGUUCAAGCAAUUCUCCUGCCUCAGCCUGAGUAGCUGGGAUUACAGGUGCCUAUCACCACACCUGGCUAAACUUUUUUAAAGCAGAGACAAAGUUUCACCAUAUUUCCCAGGCUGGUCUCAAACUCUUGGCCUCAAGUGAUCUGCCCAUCUCAGUUUCAAAGUGCCAGGAUUACAGGUGUGAGCCACUGCAACCAGCUAUGAGAUUUUUUCUGAUAUCAUGUUGAAUCUGCUUCUAGAAGACUGAUAUUGCACUUAAAAGAUUAUAUUAAAAGAAGGAGAGUAUAAGAGUCAGGUACACGGUCCAGUGGAAAGAGAAGCAGCCCUGAUUCUACCACUAAGGUGAUGUAUAAUCUUGGGCUGGACACACCUCUCUCAUUCAUUUUCCUCUUCAACAUAAUGAAAUAGACUUGAAAAUUUCCGAGGUUCGAUCAGUUCUGACAUUCUAGGCUUCAUAUACAUUAAGUUGAGCCACAGGUAAUCACUGUGUUUGUAGGUUAGAAACAGCUGGGUAUCAUAGUUUCAUUUGUGGUUCCAUCCAAUACCUGCAAUGUGGCUGUUGAAUAUGUUACAAAGUAUCCCAAAUCUCAGCUAGAACCACCCACUGUUCUGUUUGUCCAGUUUCAACUUAAGGGAUCUCCAUGUGGUCCCCAGAAGUACCCAUUAAAACAUACAUAUUUGUGUGUAACAGAACUCUGAAAUAAUAUUUUGAUAGCAGUUAUCUCUGAGGAAUUGGAUUAUGGGUGCUUUUCCCUUUCCACAUUAUAUUUAUGUACUAUUUGACUGACUUGACCAUAAGCAUGUUACUUGUAUAAUAAAAGGAAAAAAGAUACUUCCACUUUGAACAAAUAAAAAUAAAACCCUUUGGGUUCUUGAAUGGAGGAUCACGGAACACAUUUGCUGCCAUGAGCAGUUAUGUCAAUGCUCUGUAAACCUGCGCUGAGCCCUGUUGCUCAAGCCCUUCCUCAUCUCUUCUUAAGGGAGAACGUGGAGACUUCCUUAAGAUGUGACAUAUAGGAAGACAACAGAUUCAGAAAGUUACAGCUUAUAGGACUUUAGACACCAUCCAGCCUGAACUUCCAAAUAAAAUAUGGAAUGCAAUUGGGUGUAAAAA
Callithrix jacchus (white-tufted-ear marmoset) is the source of this 2729-nucleotide messenger RNA. RefSeq names its product potassium voltage-gated channel subfamily E regulatory subunit 3 (gene KCNE3). The record is from RefSeq and is a predicted model, not a curated record. NCBI's taxonomy places the organism in Eukaryota, Metazoa, Chordata, Mammalia, Primates, Cebidae. Gene Ontology annotation, cellular component: voltage-gated potassium channel complex; membrane. Gene Ontology annotation, molecular function: voltage-gated potassium channel activity involved in ventricular cardiac muscle cell action potential repolarization; potassium channel regulator activity; delayed rectifier potassium channel activity. Gene Ontology annotation, biological process: potassium ion export across plasma membrane; regulation of heart rate by cardiac conduction; ventricular cardiac muscle cell action potential.